AGGUCAAGUGUCUCAACCCUGCAUUUGCAUCCAUCUGUACUAUGGCUACGUACCUCUACUCCGCCUUCUAUUAGGUUGGAGCUUAUCAACUCUUUGUUCUUAUCAGUUCUGGCUGACCUUCUCAGCCGUCUCAUCCCCCAUCUUCCACAUUCACUCUUUGAAUAACAUCAACAACCACUGAAGUUUGGCCGUCGGUAAUCGGCCAUCUCUUCAACAUGGCGUCUAGAAGCCUCAUCCCAUUUCUCGUAGCCAUGAUGCUGCUCACAGGUGUUUGCAACACCUUGUUGACCAAGUAUCAGGACAACCAAUGUGUUCGAAACUGUGGUCCCGAUGACAAUCCAAGGAAGCGCGCUUUCUUCAACCAGCCGGUUCUCCAAACCGCCCAGAUGUUUAUCGGCGAGAUGGGCUGCUGGCUGGUUGUUGGCCUCAUGGCUCUCUGGCGACGGUUCAAGGGUUCUGCACCAGAAGACCGAGGCUAUCAAGCUGUUGAUACCGAGGAAAAUGGCGAUGCUGAAGCUGCGCCCCAAGCCGACGAUCGCACUAAGCUCCUUCACACUGGCCCAUCCAUCUUGAGGGGAUACCGAGUUGCCUUGCUUGCUCUGCCCGCUAUUUGCGACAUCUGCGGUACCACGCUCAUGAACGCUGGACUUCUCAUGGUUGCUGCAUCCAUCUACCAGAUGACACGAGGUGCUCUCGUCUUGUUCGUCGGUCUCUUCAGCGUCGUCUUCCUUAAGCGACACUUGCACCUCUUCCAGUGGCUAUCCCUCGUCGGUGUUGUUCUGGGUGUCGCAGUCGUUGGUUUGGCGGGAGCUAUUUGGCCAGAUGAGAAGCCUGAGAACUCCAUUGGGCAGCCCGAGGAGGACUCAGCUACUGACGGAGGUCUUUCAGACGCUGCCAGAGCCAUUGUGGGUGUUUUGCUUAUCGCUGGUGCCCAGAUCUUUACAGCCACUCAGUUCGUCCUCGAGGAAUAUCUCCUGGAGAGAUCUACAAUUGACCCAAUCAGAGUGGUCGGCUGGGAGGGCAUCUUUGGUUUCAGUGUUACCCUCCUUGCUAUGUUUGUUCUGCAUGCCACUAUCGGCUCCACUGAAGCUGGCAAAUAUGGAUAUUUUGACAUUGUCGAGGGCUGGCGCCAGAUGACCGAGAACAAGCAGGUACUCAUUUCUAGCUUUCUUAUCAUGAUCAGCAUUGGUGGCUUCAACUUCUUUGGCUUGUCUGUUACACGAAGCGUCAGCGCUACUUCUCGAUCUACCAUCGACACUUGCAGAACCCUGUUCAUCUGGAUCGUCUCCCUUGGCUUGGGCUGGGAGACUUUCAAGUGGCUCCAAAUUGUCGGUUUCGCCCUGCUUGUUUACUUCACCUUCUUGUUCAACGGUAUCGUUCAGCCUCCUCUGGAGUUCCUCAGAGUCCCAGAUGAAGAGAUCGAGGAGCUCUUGCCUGAGGAGCCCAUUGAGCACCGUUAAGUGAAGCAUUCUGUGCUGCGACACUACAUCAUAUCAUGUUGCGCCAGAGUUUUGGAAUCAUCUGCAUGUUCGAACGGCGUCUAGGUUUGGAGUAUAGGAUUUAGU
Messenger RNA from Fusarium oxysporum Fo47, 1565 nucleotides. RefSeq lists its product as uncharacterized. Gene Ontology annotation, molecular function: pyrimidine nucleotide-sugar transmembrane transporter activity. Gene Ontology annotation, cellular component: Golgi membrane; intracellular membrane-bounded organelle. The record is from RefSeq and is a predicted model, not a curated record. The transcript has 3 exons. Bases 216 to 1460 code for a protein of 414 amino acids. Gene Ontology annotation, biological process: pyrimidine nucleotide-sugar transmembrane transport. Lineage: Eukaryota; Fungi; Ascomycota; Sordariomycetes; Hypocreales; Nectriaceae.